AUGAGGGACGGAUGCCCGGUUCGAGACGAUGACGAUCGAGACGCCACUUCCAGCAAGGAUGACCGACACAGAGGACCCACUACCCUAAAAACAGACGACCAAUUCCGUGGGUGUUUUGUGGGGGGAGGUUGGGAGGGGGCGGGCGGGGGAGGGGGGGGGGGGGGGGGGGGUGUGGGGGGGAUGGGGGCGGGGGGGGGGGGGGGGCUGGGGGGGGGGGGGGGGAGCGGGGGGGGGAGGGGGGGGGGGGGGGGGGGGGGGGGGGGGGGGUUGUGGGGGGGGGGGGGACGGGCGGGGUGGGGGGAGGGUGGGCGGGGGGGGGGGGGGGGUGGGCGGGGCGGGAGCCCGAACGUGGGUUGGGGGGGUGGGGGGAUGGGGGGUGGGGGGGGGCGGGUGGCGGGGUGGGGGGGUUCUGACCGCAUGUGGUUAGUGGUGUUUUGGUGGCCGCGGUUUUGUUUGGGUUGGGGUUUGUUUUUUUUUUGGGUUUACGGAGGCGGUUUGCUGUUUCUGUGUUGUUGUUUUGAGGAUUUCUGUGGGCCGGGGGGGGUGGGCGGCGGGGGGCGGGCGGGGGUUUUUUGUAGUGGUGUCUGUAUGGUGUGUUCGGGCGUGUGUUGUUGA
This is a messenger RNA of Knipowitschia caucasica, 615 nucleotides long. Lineage: Eukaryota; Metazoa; Chordata; Actinopteri; Gobiiformes; Gobiidae. The record is from the annotation of a GenBank genome assembly.